Molecule: messenger RNA, 4627 nt
Organism: Mercurialis annua (annual mercury)
Lineage: Eukaryota; Viridiplantae; Streptophyta; Magnoliopsida; Malpighiales; Euphorbiaceae
Product: protein OBERON 4
Exons: 2
Coding region: 508-4395 (1295 amino acids)
Cellular component (GO): nucleus
Source: RefSeq, a predicted model, not a curated record
UUAAACUGCGUUGACUGUCCAUAACCCACUUUCAAGUUUAAACAAUAAAACACAAUUUUUCCUUCUUUCCUAUUAUGACCUCACUUCUCUCUCUUUCUCUCUCUCAUCGCCGGCGUAACUAAACUUCCCAUCUCCGGUCAACUUUGUAAGAUCAAAACUCUGUCCCCGGUGUCGUUUCGCUUGUUAUCCUGCGAAAAUUCUCUGUAAAAAGCUCUUUUUUUCUUUUUUUUGACCAAUUUGUAAAUUUUGAGAACCCUAAUUUCUUGUUCAAUUUGUACAUUAGAAACCCUAAUUUAAUGGGUGAGCUUUUUUGGGGGUUUUUUUGGUAGAGAAAAGAUGCAAUUUUUAUAUCAAGUUAAUAGAAAAUUAGGGUUUCAAGCUCCAAUCUUGAUUUUCAUUUUUAAGAUUUAGCUGGUUUUAUUCUUGUUUCUUGCUCUUGGGUUCUUGGUUGUAUUAUUAUUAUUAUUGUUGUUGUUGUUGUAAUAUUUUAGGUGAUAUUAUUUAUAAAUGAAGAGGCUCAAAUCAAGUGAUGAUCUUGAAUCUUAUAAUAACGAGAAAAGCUCGAAUAAAGAUUCGAAUCCGAAUAGAUCAUCUCGGAGCUUCUAUUAUAAAUCUGAUAAUGUCAGGAAAGGAUUGAUGUCUACAUCAUCUUCUUCUGGUAGGUAUGAUCGAGACCGAUCUGUAGAUGAUGAUAGUAGGGAGAGUUCAAGGAUGGUUAGGAAGCGGUCUGAUCAUGAUUUUGAUGGAUUUGAUCGGAGAAAAGGCGCAGGGUUAGGGUUUGAUAGGUAUGGAAGUAGAGAAGGGCAUAGCAGCGGUGGAAGUAGAGAAGGGCAUAGUGGUGGUGGAAGUGAUAGAGUUGUUCAUCGAUCGGAGAGUUUUUGUGGCUCGAGGAGGGAUUUUCCGAAAGGAUUUAGGUCGGAAAGGGAUAGGUCGAGAAGAGAAGGGAGUGUUUCGUCAUGGAGGAGAUUUGGGGGGGUUAUUGGUAAGGAAUUUGACGAGAGUAGUAGAGGCGUUAGAAGUGGAAAUGAAGAAAGACUGAAUGUGAAUGCUGCUACUCGGUCUUCACCGAAUGGUAGAGGUGGAAAUGAAGAGAGACUGAAUGUGAAUGCUGCUGCUAGGUCUUCACCGAAUGGUAGAGGUGGAAUUGAAGAGAGACUGAAUGUGAAUGCUGCUGCUAGGUCUUCACCGAAUGGUAGAGGUGGAAUUGAAGAGAGACUGAAUGCGAAUGCUGCUGCUAGGUCUUCACCGAAUGGUAGAGGUGGAAAUGAAGAGAGACUGAAUGUGAAUGCUGCUGCUAGGUCUUCCCCGAAAGGAUUGAGAGAUGUAAAGUCACCGAGUUGGUCGAGGGAUUCAGGAAGUGAGCAAACUAGGGUGGUGAGAGGUAGUGUGAGGGAUGAGGGGAAGGGGAAGUCUUCGAAUUCGAAAUCGAGAUCAUCACCCACAUGGUCUAAGGAUUCAGGAAGUGAGCAGUCAAAGAGUGUGGAGGUGGCAAAGAAGAGUGAGGUGGAGGCCAAGAGUGCUGCUAGUGAAAUAGAAGUGAAGAGUGUUGUUGCUAGUGGAAGUAGCAGUGAAAUGGAAGAAGGGGAGCUUGAACCAGAGCCCGAAUCAGUUCCUCAAGCUGUUGAGGAGGUUAAGGAAGAUGCAACUGAUACUGAGAAAGGACGACAAGAGAAUUUCAUGUCCAAUGCUGAUAACAGGGAGGUUGAGAAUGACACUGAGGUGAAGGAUCAAGUUAAUAAAGUAGAAAAAGAAUCCGACAAAGCAAGUUCUCACAAGGUGAAUUUUUUUGUUAAAGAAGUUAAUAAGAUGUCGAGUUCCGAGGAGAGUUUGAAUGAUGGUAAUAGUACUAAUGAGGAUGAAAUUGGGAAUAUGAAAAGUGAUGAAAGGGGUGAGAAGAGUCAAAGUUUGAAUGAAAAGAGUGUGUGCAAGGAGGAACAUCAGGACAUGGUGGUUGAUAAGCCAGUAUAUGUGCAGGUAGAGACUAGGACAGAGAAAGUUAUUGAUCUUGUGGAUAAGGUGGAUGAUGUUGAAGCAUCAAGGUUGAAUAAGGUAAUUAAAGAGGAGAAUGGAGUACUUGAAAUGAACAUCGGUCCAGUUACAGAAGCUUUAGGCCAAAAUUUGAAGGACAAAGGCAAAAGUGUGGCUGUUUCACAAACCCAUGCUGCUGAUGCCUCAGAAAAUGGUGCGUGGAUUGAGAGAGAAUCCAGAAAUAUUGCGGCUUGUCGGGAUGAGGAAGAUGAUAUGGAAGGGCCAAGUACUAGGGCAUUUGAGUUGUUCACUAGCUCUCCUGUCAGAAGAUUUGAAAAAACAGACCAUGGUCUAAGUAAGCCUAAAGAUGAAAAACUGAUGCUGGAGCCUCUCGAUCUUUCUCUUAGCUUACCAAAUGUUCUGCUGCCAAUAGGUGCUUCCAAAGAUGCUGCUCAGGCUCCUGGCUCUCCUAGUCAUGGGAGAAGUGUUCAAUCUUUUAGCUCAUUUCGGACGAAUUCAGAUGGAUUUACUGCAUCAAUGUCUUUUUCUGGUUCGCAGUCAUUUUUCCACAAUCCAAGCUGUUCUCUAACACAGAAUUCAAUCGACAUGGACAACUAUGAGCAGUCUGUUCACAGUCGUCCCCUUUUCCAGGGAAUUGAUCAAGGAAUUUGGCCAGGGCUAGCACAAAAUGAUUCUAAACAUAAAGAUGUUCCCUUGUAUCAGAAGGUUCUGUUGAAUGGAAAUGGUUCUGUACAUCAGUCACAAUCAUUGCAGGGUUUGUCAAAUGGUCAAGCACUGCAAGGGAGCUCUAAGAUUCCCAAUGGACUAGAAAGGCAGCUAAGUUUUCAUAAACAAUUGUCAGGACAGGGGAGAAAUCCGGACGAAACCAGAUCUCCUUCACAAAGUAUAGGAUCUCAUGACAUUGGUUCAACUUAUAGCCUUGAGAAAAAGCGGCCCAUGAGAGAAAACCAUGAAGGUAGACUAUACAGGAGUAAUAGCCAAAAAGAGCAAGAACAGUUUCUAAUUGGUGGGGCUGAUUUCGUUGAGACUAUUGUUAGCAGAAUAGUUUCUGACCCUAUUCAUGUUAUGGCUAGGAAAUUCCAUGAAAUGACCGGGCAAUCCACAUCAUUAGUGAAGGAAAGUAUUCGUGAGAUGAUGUUGAAUGCUGAUAAGCAAGGGCAGCUAUAUGCAUUUCAAAGUGCCUUGCAGAACAGGUCUGACUUGUCAUUGGAUAUACUACUAAAAUCCCAUCGGUGUCAACUGCAAAUCUUGGUAGCUUUGAAAACUGGCCUAAGGGAAUAUCUUCAAGUAGACAAUAACAUCUCAUCACCUGAUUUGGCGGAGGUCUUCCUGAACCUGAGAUGUAGAAAUCUUACCUGUCGAAGUCCCGUGCCUGUGGAUGAAUGUGAUUGCAAGGUUUGUUCUAAAAAGAGUGGUUUUUGUAGUUCAUGUAUGUGUCUUGUGUGUUCAAAGUUCGAUAUGGCGUAUCAAACUUGUAGCUGGGUCGGAUGUGACGUUUGUCUCCAUUGGUGCCAUACGGAUUGUGCAUUGAGGGAGUCUUACAUUAGAAAUGGGAAAAGUGCAAAUGGAGCACAAGGGAGCGCUGAGAUGCAAUUUCAUUGCGUUGCAUGUGAUCAUCCCUCUGAGAUGUUUGGGUUUGUCAAGGAGGUUUACAUAAACUUUGCAAAGACAUGGGGGGCAGAAACAUUUUGCAAGGAACUUCAAUAUGUCAAGAGAAUUUUUAGCGGCAGCAAAGGUGUGAGAGGCCGGCGGCUCUAUGAAAUUUCUGCUCGGAUGCUGGAAAAAUUAACAAAUAAGUCUAAACUUCCAGAGGUUUACAGUUGUAUCAUGGGCUUUUUGAAUGAAAGUGAUUCUUCAAAGUUCAGCAAUACAUCUUCCUUCUUGGGGAAGGAACAGGGAAAUGGAAGCAAUGUGGGUACGGCAGGUCCUAGCCAGGAUGCGUCCUGGCUCAAAUCUGUUUAUAAAGAAAAAGCUCCGCAAUUGGAAAGAUCAAAUAGCCUCCUUCCCACCUUUCAUACAGACUUGCAUGAUAAACGUCGAGUAGAUCCUGAGCUGGAGAGAAGUGCCCAGAAAGAACCAGUUUUUGACGAACUGGAGAGCAUCGUGAGAAUUAAACAUGCAGAGGCUAAAAUGUUUCAGUCACGUGCUGAUGAUGCAAGGAGGGAAUCUGAGGGUCUGAAGCGGAUUGCACUUGCGAAGAAUGAGAAAAUCGAAGAAGAAUACACAAGCAGAAUCACAAAACUGCGGUUACUCGAGUCUGAGGAAAUGCGUAAACAAAAAUUCGAAGAAUUCCAAUCUCUUGAAAGAGCCCAUCAGGAGUACUUCAGCUUGAAAAUGAGAAUGGAAUCAGAUAUCAAAGACCUGCUGUUGAAAAUGGAAGCUACAAAACGAAACCUCGCAAGGUGAUUCCCUAACAAAUAUGAUUGUAGCAUUAGAAAUGUUGUAAAUUUACUCGAAUUGCAACGUCCGAAUGCGAUGUAGCAUUACGGCAGGCAUUCGGUUUGGCAUUCAGAAGUUAGGUAGAUGUUCCGAUUAGAUUAAGUUUUGGUUAUCGUUUUGCUGCUAACUUGAUAUGUACAGAGACUGCAGAAUCUUUGUAAUCUUUGUAUUGUAGUAGCAGAAGCAAAUUUGAAAGAAA